Odobenus rosmarus divergens (Pacific walrus) is the source of this 1056-nucleotide messenger RNA. It is a transcript of the gene RFESD, whose product is annotated as Rieske (Fe-S) domain containing. The record is from RefSeq and is a predicted model, not a curated record. Bases 1 to 633 code for a protein of 210 amino acids. Lineage: Eukaryota; Metazoa; Chordata; Mammalia; Carnivora; Odobenidae. Gene Ontology annotation, molecular function: 2 iron, 2 sulfur cluster binding. The transcript is spliced from 5 exons.
AUGUUGAUGUGCCUUGGGAAUUGUAUUAGACUGUCUACACUCCCUCUCCAACCUGGAAUGCUCUUCCUUCAACUCUUAAAAUGUCUAGUUCAUUUGCAUUUUGGGGGGGUUCCAGCUCAACUACUACUUGCUUUUUUUUUUUUCUUUUGUUCAACUAGCAUGGAUCUUGAUGGCUCUGAACAAGAUCCUGAAAUGAAGGAAUAUUCUUCUGUCUAUGUUGGCAGAGAAGAGGACAUUAAAAAAUCUGAAAGAAUGACAGCUGUUGUCCAUGAUAGAGAAGUGGUCAUUUUCUACCACAAAGGAGAAUAUCAUGCUAUGGAUAUUCGCUGUUACCACUCAGGAGGACCUUUACAUUUGGGAGAUAUAGAGGAUUUUGAUGGACGACCAUGUAUAGUUUGCCCCUGGCAUAAAUACAAAAUUACUUUGGCAACAGGAGAAGGACUGUAUCAGUCUAUAAACCCUAGAGAUCCAUCAGCAAAACCCAAGUGGUGCUCCAAAGGAGUAAAGCAAAGGAUCCAUACGGUGACGGUGGACAAUGGGAAUAUUUAUGUGACUCUUUCUAAUGAACCUUUUAAGUGUGACUCUGAUUUUUAUGCCACUGGAGACUUCAAAGUAAUUCGGAGUUCUUUCUGAUAAAACUAUAUGGCAAUGAAAACUGUUGUGUAUGUUUUGAAUAUAUUAGAAUAACUGUGCUUCACUACCAAAGAGUAUUAAUUUUUCCAACAUAGGCACAUUUAUUACUUAUCUUAAAAAUCACAUAAAGCUGAGCAGUUCAAAAGUACAUAUAUUUAGUGUGAUGGAAGGAUUAUUAUCAGGGUCUAUAGAAUACAUUUCAUAGUCCUCUGGAUUGACUGGAACCUGAAGGUUAUAGGUUUGGAAUGUGCAUUUUAAGAAGGGUGAAAAUAUUUGCAGUAACCACAGUGAAGGAAAGGUAAAAAAUUAGAUCUAAUAAAAAAUAUGGGGGAGGUAAUCCCUAUUUUGAUUAGCAGCCUUUAUCAUGCAAAAGUUUUAAUAUACACAAACUAAACAGAGUAGCAUAAUAAACUCUCAUCACCC